Pseudoliparis swirei is the source of this 7993-nucleotide messenger RNA. It is a transcript of the gene ppp1r26, whose product is annotated as protein phosphatase 1, regulatory subunit 26. The record is from RefSeq and is a predicted model, not a curated record. Gene Ontology annotation, molecular function: protein phosphatase inhibitor activity. Gene Ontology annotation, biological process: negative regulation of phosphatase activity. The coding region runs from base 3611 to 6766 and encodes 1051 amino acids. The transcript has a single exon. Lineage: Eukaryota; Metazoa; Chordata; Actinopteri; Perciformes; Liparidae.
AAAUUACACCCGCUGCUUAUGUAAUGCAACAAAAACACACGAGAUAUAGACUAAUAUUCGCUUGUCUGGUGAAACUUUUAUUCGUAUAUCUGUCAAACAAAGUUGGCAUCCGCCUACGUUAUGCUACAUUUGUUAAGCUGUUUAUUUGCUUCUCGAAGAUUUUUUUAAAAUUCUUUUUUUUUAGCUUGGCUCUUAUUCGUUCCCUGUAGUUAGUGCACAUUUAUACCCGGAUUAUAGGGGUUUCAUCGUGAUUUUAAAGGGUGAGAUACUGGCUGUGUCUACUACCGCACACUUGAGCACUGACUGUCAGUGCUCAGGGCGCCACACUGACAAAACCAGCAGAAUUCAGUGCACUGAAAGUACCCGGAUGGUGCACUGCAAACGGGCAAAAUAUGCAGUGUAAAACGAUGGACACUACUCGCCCUAAACGGACGCCAUCUUGGCUAGGUAGCGGAAGAGGAGGAGCCCUUUCCGCCAGCUUUUCAUUUUAUUUCUAAAACAAUGGCGGACGAGAUGGCUACGGUAGCACAAGCGGUAGACCACGAAGCUACAGACCGUAAAUGGGGUGGACCGUAAAUUCCACAUGGGGUGGAGAAAGGGGUAAACAAGGGACAAAAAGAGGGCAAGAAGUGCAUUCAUUUUUUAGUAUAAGUUUCGCGGGUAUCGCAAGCAGAUUUGCGUACGUCACUCCCGGCUUAAUUUCGCGGGUGCCGUGAACAGAUUUGCGUCCGUCACUUCCGCCAAGUGGUUAACGUAAGUGUUCCAUUUGAUACAGCACUUAUCAGCGACGGAGUGCACUACAGAUGUCAGAGCACUGUAUUGCAGUGUACUUCGUAAAGUGUCUGGUAGUAGACACAGCCACUGUCUCUUGGUGCCUGUCGUCGGGUGGUUGCUCUGCAGGGUGCACGUCUACAUUUUUCGGGGUGUUUUCGGUAGACCAAGCGGAGGCGGUCGCGUGGCGACUUUUAAACCGGGUUAAUGUCCGACAGCACCGCUGUAGGGUGGAGGGACAACACUGCCGGUUUUUACACCGUAAAGUAUUGCCGGUGUAGCUCAGGUGCGACAUUACCGUCCCUUAUCGUUUCGCGGAGCCCUCACCGGCACCCGUAGUUUUUGACUCGUGCUCAAAAAACUGUUUUUUUUUUAACUUCCAGGAAUAAAAAGACGAUCUGUUUUUUUUAAGAACACUACUUUAAAUGCAUCCACCUAGCUUUCCAAAAGCAAGAUGUAUUAACACCACAGGUGGAAAGUAAUACAUUAUGUUCAUGUUUAUUUAGUCAGAUGUCAUGGAGGUCCAGUUUAAGAUACUUAUACUUUAAGUAUGUAUAUACAGUUUAAUGUUAACAGUUACUUUGCAAAUAUUUUCUUUGUAUAUCUUGUAAGUGAAAUAUGAUUCAUUGUAUACACAUUGCAUCAAUGAUAAUAUAUAAUUCAUCUAAUAAGGUAGGUGUCAUUCCUAAUUGCAGGAGUUUUUACUUUUUAUAAUUACAGUACAGUUUGCUGAUAAUAACAAUAAUAAUAAUUGAACACACUUCUGAUAUUGCGUUGAGUACUCUAGCAGCCCUGCCAUCUAAUGAAGUGAACACUUUAUUUAUUUAUUCUGCAUUGCUUUUAUAUCUGCUUAAACGACAACCGAUGCCACCCUGAAACUAAACGAUGUAUAGGGUGCUGAGAGGACGAAGACCUAUUGGAUGAACGUGAUUCUUUAACAAGUUAAAUGUGAGGAAUUAGAACGGUAAUUGGAGGUCACAUUUGUGUCAAACUUAGCCAGUGACACACUGAAUUCUCCUUAAUAUAUGGAAGGUGUAACAUCAGUUCCUCCUCCUAUCUGAACAGUUAUCAUUUGGAAGAUGUACUUUACAAAAGUGUGCAUGGGCUGAAAUAAUCCCCAACCCUUUCCCUUAAUACCUGCCUGGCUCUGUAUUAAUUGGAGAACAUUGGACAUGAAUUUAAAAGGGUAUAUGGUUUUUUUGGUGGGUUCCAUGGGGCACCCAGAGUCUAUUUAGCCACCUAAAAAUUAAUUUAAAAUGUUCUUUUUAUGUAUGAAUUGUGUUUGAAAGCAAGUCACUGGUAGAAUAUGUACCAGAUGGGCAAACCGAACAGGCCCAAGAGUGUCGUGUGAUUACAUGUGCAAAGUCCUCACAAUUGCGGGAAGAAUGGAAUACUGUCUUUUACAUUUUUUAUUAUUUGUGCUACAUUUAACACUCAAUCAAAGCUCGGCACAGCCACAAGGCUGGAUUACAGACACUCGAACGCCCCUAGGGUCACUGUGUGGUCAUUACAUUGCAGUAAUUUGAUAAAUUUCACAUUCCCUUGAUAAUAUGCACCUCUUUUUACUUAAUGCAAACCCCUGUCUUGUAUAGGAGGGGUGUCAAACAUAUUUCAGGGGCAAUUUUGGCUCACCAAGGCUUGACUAAAAGACAAUACAUUUACUUUUAAACCAACUGGAAGCGUCUAUUGAGCGUGACCCCCGCCAAUUAGUUUAGCCUCAGGGCCCACUUGCAGUUUGUGGCCACAGGCAGCCCCGGGUCUUUUUACAAGCUCCUCAAUGGUGGCUUUAGCUGAAAGAUCUGAGGUAAUUAGCAGAAAUCCAUCAGCGUUGCAAUGAAACACAUUCACUCCCUCAGUGGGACAGAAUGUACCUGAACACGCUCUUCAGCCAGAUCACAGUUCAAGUCUUUCAGCGUCACUGCCUCCUUUUCACUUUUAUCAGUUUCCCAAGUCUUGGUCCCGUUUUAUGCAGUUGACCUGGCCUACAAUUACUGCCCUGGCAUUAUUAUGUGAGCUCUUUGGUAACGGGACCGAGAGACUAAAUGAAAGCCCGGCGACUUGAAGCUUUUCACUGUGAAGAAGCUGCGGGCACAGUACGUACUGCACACGCAGCCAUCUCAAGUGUCAUAACAUCAGACACGAAUGAGCACUAACUCUGGUCUCUCCGAUACAUCCAUAUAUAUAUGGCCUUCAAUAAAGUACUGCAGAAUGGUCACUUUGAGUCCCACCACACGAUGGCAGCAGAGUGUUUAAGGGGCCUCUUCGAUUGCAUGUCGGGAUGUGUAGCUGUUUGCAAGGAUAUGUUUUCUGACUGGGUGUCUCCAUCUGUAGUGUCCACUUUGAUAGAUUAGGGUAAGUUAAAUCAACAGAUAGUCAUAGAUUCAGUGGAAGCUGACUAGUGUGAGUCUUAAAUUUUUACCUGCAUAGAGGGGAAAUAGUAUCUUCUUGAUCCUGAUGUUUAAAUCAAAUUCUUCAAAGUGAAAUGUUCAGCAGCAACUGCUAGAUGUCUGCAUCUUUUUACACAUUAUCUAUUGCAUAACAUCAUUUGUUUUUCUGCCAGGAUAAGAGAUCAACAACAGGUAGGCACAUGAAAAGGUGUGAUGGUAAAGUCAGAUACAAUUAAUAAUCUAUUGCAGCAUUUUCUGUCUUGCAGAAGAAUACAUAUAAAGUAGUUUGAGGUGUAUUAGUAGACAAUAUACUGAACCUAAAGUGGGUCGUCGUAUAGUGACUCGCCUCUCACUGAUUCUCUGUUUCUGUUUUCUUCUCAGAUUGAACAAUGUAAUUGUGAUCGGAGGCAGCUGCUCUCCAAUGAUCGAGGACCUCACCUCCCUUCAUUAGAAUGUACUUGAUGAAUGUACCUCCUGUUGCAGCGACGCAAACAAAAUGGAGAACAUGUGGCCCGCCCGGAGGCUAUAGCCUUCCAAUCUGCUUCAAUGACUCUGACACCGAGUUGUCCACCAGAGGCACACCAAUCUCAGAUAAGGUCCAGAUGAUCAUAGAGAGCCUUCGGAACAACCAGUCCUCACUCGAGAUGAGCGACGAGAUCGAGGAAAACGUGCCAUCGGGACACCAAGGUCAUCCCCAAGUCUGCAAGGUUGCAGUGGGUUCCUACGUGGGCCCCCAAUCCAAUGCUCAAGGUCCCACAGAAAACCAACCGGCAGAUGUUGCCUCCCCAAUGAACCGUGAGAGCAGUGACUCUGACAGCGAUGAUUCUGUGGACAGAGGGAUCGAGGAGGCCAUACUGGAAUACCUGAAGGAAAGGGACGAUCAAAAACGCAAGGCGGAACAAUGCUUGGACAUUCUCCAACCGUCCAAAUUUCCCAGGAAAAGCCCACCUGUUCCCGAGGAUUCCAGACAGGUCUCUGACGGCAAUGUAUCUUUGAUUGCCAGUAGCCGGCUUCCGAAAGCUAUCAAAGCUGAGACCUCCGCAGCACCGGCCCUUGUACCGUAUACCAAAAACAGGGCCUUCCUAAGCGACAACACAGUUGAGAGAUUGGAUUCAAACAAAAGUGCAACUGACACAGGUUUAGCCUCGCCCACGGAGCAGACAAAGCGCCUCUCUAAGACAAUCGACAAAGUGCAAUGCCCGGUCACAGUCGAGGGAGAUGAAGAGUCGAGCGAUUCCAGUAGCGACGACGGCAUCGAGGAAGCCAUUCAAAGAUACCAGCGGGAGCAGAAAGAGCAGCAGAACAGGACGGGAACUGUCAAUCCAAACGCAGUCAAGGAAGAGUCCGACUCCACCAGCGACGAUGGGAUUGAGGAAGCUAUUCGUUCCUACCAGCUCGAGCAAAUCCAGGAGAAGAGUGUCCUGACGCCAUUCCUGCACAAGCAGAAACCCUUUACCAAGUCAUUCGUACCCGCUGUUGGAAGUACAAGCACGGAAAACGUGAAGAGGCACAGGCUGAGAAAGAAAAAGACCAGAGCAGAGAAAGACGCUAAAUCUCUUCAACAUCCUCCGCCUUCUCUUUUCCUUCCCAAGAGGAAUCUUUUGGAGACCUCGAUUGGGAAAGGAAAUGGGUUGCAUUUGUUCGAGGGAGGUGGUUUGAAGGAGCAACCUACCCCAGCCCCUCCAAAAGCUAAUACAACUGCGGAGCUCAUGUGCGCAGAGGCAAUACUGGACAUUUCAAAAACCGUCAUGCCCGAGGCCUUCCAGCACAGCGUGGGCCUCGGCAGUUGCACUCCUACCGAAUCCUCCUUGCAAUCUUCGCCCCCUGACAACCGCCCCGGUGAAGACAGCGAUGGCAGUUCCAUUGAUAGCGAAGAUGGGAUCGAGCAAGAAAUCCGUCAAUUUCUUGAGCAGAAGGCCCAAAUGCAAAAAGUGCAGCCCACCGCCACGACUCAAAAGCCUCAACCGGAGGAAGGGAACGCAAAAGUGGCAACUCCAAAGAAACCAUCAAGAUUGUCCCUGACACAGAGGAGAAGAUACAAAGAGGGAAACUGCAGCAUCUCCAUCACAUUGGGCACGGAUGACAAUGUCAAAAUGACAUCGCCUGAACCUGGACAAGAGUCCAGCCUAGAGGUAUUCUCCCAGGGAAGUCAAACUCAUCCAAUAAUCAAGGUGGAGCAGAGUGGAGACAAAAGCAGCUCGCUUGACAGCGACGAGGACCUUGACACCGCCAUCAAAGACCUGCUGAAAACAAAGAAGAAGUCGAAGAAAAAAACAAGAGACUUGAAGCGGAAAUCUAGGGUGUGCCCCGGGGAGGAAGAACCACAGCUGGGAAAUGCUUUAGAGACCAAAAAGUUUCAACCUCUUCUCAAGUCGAGUCUUUUGAAGAAACUAGAAAAGAGUACGGAUGACAUGAAAGACAAGGCUGGCUUGAGUAAAAAGGGCAUUUCGAGUAAGAGUAAAGAGCACGAUGAUGACCGCGAAGGAGAACCAGCAGUUGGGGGUCGAGACGCCCCGUUGCCGGUCGAUGCUCAGACUGCUCUCCAGGUGAAGGAAGACAGCAGUUCGGUGGACAGCGAUGAUAGCAUCGAGCUGGAGAUCAGAAAGUUUCUGGCCGAAAAGGCCAAAGGUUCCACCGCAGAGAAAAGCAAAGACGGGGACGUGUCGAGGAACAGCACCGCUGUGGUCUGUCCAGCACUUCGAGAUGAAGACGUCAAGCAGGAAAAUCAGCUGGCUGAGAUUCCGAGUACCAGUUCUCUCUCUGGACGGUCUCCUCUGAGGAGUCGCCCUCUUCCAACGCCACAGAGUUCGCCGCCGGACUUCUCCCAUGGCGGUGCACAGUCACGCCUGUCAUCGGUCCAGUCCUUCAGCCCGAGUCUUUUGGAGCCGGCGGACGGCGCGGGGGCCGCCAGAACCGAGCAAUGGAGGCCUGGCCGGGAAGUGUCCCCGCAGCUCGAGAGAGUUCGACCCAUCGAGGGUCCUAACCUCGCGGAGUCGAUCAAGUGGCGCCAGAGCCUCGGGCUCCCCGCGACCGACACCAGGACUACCGGCCGAUCUCCGUUCCACAUCACCUCCUCCAGAAUCAUCGGCGAGACCGCGUCUGGAGCUCCCCCGUAUCAAAGCGGGGGCCGCAAAUCGCAGACUCCGGUCGCCGCUUGGUCCUCCGCAAGAACCGGAAGAGCACCUUUCCUCUGCUCGACGGAGACGAGUGUAAAUGCCACGUUCAAGUCGCCCGUUUUGACCCAUUCGUCUGCCGCCAGGCAGCAUCCAAGGAUGCCGUUUGCACGGAGCCUCGCGCCCGGCGACAGACCACAGCGCCCCGCGGUAGGAGGAGAGACGCAGAGCAUGGUGCACAUGUCGAAGGACAAGAGCGUGUUUGUCGAACUGGAAUCGAACAGAACCAACCACGUCCAGGUGCGAAGCAGGGAGAGGAGAGAGGGAAGGGAGCCAGCGGACUUGCUAAGCGAGAUAAGAGAAGGCGAGAGCGUGGAGAUAGACGAUAGACGAGCGCGUCUCGGAAGAACUGAGGAAGAGUUUAUAGAUGAGGCAGAUUGUGAGUCAGGCAACAGGAGAAAUCCAGAGAAGAAGCAGGGCUUUCCCACAUUGUGAGUAUGGCCUCCGGCUCCCAUAGCAUCAUAAGCCACUUUCUUGAUUGCCGAUAUAGACGUUAGCUCAUUCAUUUAUAGGCUCGAAGGGAAAGUUUGUUAAUACGAUAAAAACAGGCAUUUUCUUUCUUAAAAAAAAGAAGUGUUUGUACAUUUAUACGGCUAUGUUCCACGGCACCAUCAUGACGACCUCUUUAUUUGUUUGUGCGCUCUGAGGUUCAUUUUUAUAUCAUGAAACCUUUUGAAAAGCAAUACAACGAAGAGGCAGAAUGCAUGUACCACCGUCACAAUGCAGCAUAUUUAUUUGUAGAAAAUUAUAUAAUCUCAAAUAUCUUUCAGAUUUUAUGUAUAAAAUAUAAAUAAACAACAACAAAAAAGUGGCCAAGAAAACCAACCUCAAUAUGACAAAAUAAUGAUUUAAGAUUUUGAUGUAUUGUUUUUAAUUUAAAAGAGAGACGACACAAUUUCAGCCACGGUAAUGAAAAUACAUGGUAUAUUACGACAUAUCUUACCUAAUUUACCUGUGAUAUGGAAUUUCAACCCCCUCCUUCCCCCUACACACACACGUCUUUAUGUCGUUGCCCCACACCGCUAAAGCUCUAAAUCCGAGUUCUUCUCAUGAUGAUAAUUCCAGAAAAUGACCCCACAGAUCGAGUGAGUCCUUUUCUAACUUUGUCCCAUGAAGAGAAAAAAGCCUAAGUACACUUAAAAAAAAAAAAAAAGAUUAUAUACCCGUAACACUUGAUACCGGUACAAUUUUCUUUGCCUCCUUUCCCAGACUAGCAUGGAGAUUGCAUAUCAUUCUUCCCAACGUUUGUUUCUCAGACGCAGCUCACAGACGGGAAGUUAAAGCUCAACUUUAACACUCUUAUUGGAUUUAUUACUUCAGCGACUCAAGUGUUGUUCUAGAUGCCACCGAAAACUACAUAGUUACUCCUCUCUGUUUUUGCUAAACUUGAUAUUUAGUGUGUUUUCAUUUCUUUGUCAAGUCUAAAGUUUUUUUCCUUUGUGAAAAAAGCUUAUUUAUUUUGUUUAUAUUUAAAAAGAAAAGUUAAAAAAAAUACUGAACAUGCUGUGCAUUGCCAGUUUUUGUAAAUAUUUUGUAAGAAGUGUUUUUUUUCUUGUUUUUUUUUCUUUGACUUUCAGAAAAACAAACGUGAAUGAAAAAAAUGAAGCUUUUGCUGUGUCUUUGAAUGCAUCUGUGUAAUAAAGAGUGGAAUCCGAGAGACAA